Messenger RNA from Cordyceps militaris CM01, 1377 nucleotides. Its product is annotated as amidohydrolase. The record is from RefSeq and is a predicted model, not a curated record. Lineage: Eukaryota; Fungi; Ascomycota; Sordariomycetes; Hypocreales; Cordycipitaceae. The transcript has a single exon. Bases 1 to 1377 code for a protein of 458 amino acids. Gene Ontology annotation, molecular function: hydrolase activity, acting on carbon-nitrogen (but not peptide) bonds.
AUGCGAUUACCCAGCCGAGGCUCCGGCUCUGUCACCCCGCGGGAAGCCGCCGCCAACCGUUCCACCACCCAGUCCGCUUCCGAUGGCGACGAGACCGCCUUUGUCGUCAGCGCCGCGCUACUCAUCCCCGGUCGCGGGGAGCCACUCCUCCACGGCUCCAUCGCCGUCCAGUCCGGCGUCAUUGCAUGGGUCGGCCCCACGGGCGACCUACCGGCGACCUACCGCCAAUCGCCGCAUACCCGUGUCCCCGUGCUGCUCCCCGGCCUCUGGGACUGCCACGUGCACUUCUUCGGCAUCAGCAGCCUCAACAAUCUCGAGGCCGCCUUUGGCAUCCCGACCGGCCAGGCAGCGCUCGCCGGCGCCUUGACGGCGCACGACCUCGUGGCGACGCUGCUGGCGGGCUACACGACGGUGCGCGAGCUCGGCGGGUACGGCGGCGACAUCUGGCCGGCCGUGCAGUCGGGCGCCAUCCCGGGCCCCAACAUCUACUCCUCCGUCGCGGCCAUCUCCAUCACCGGCGGCCACGGGGACGUGCAGACGUCGCCGUCGUACGUGGUGCGCGCGGCCAUGUGCUGCGGCCCCGCGCCGCUCGCCGUCUGCGACGGCCCGGACAACUGCGUGCAGACGGUGCGGCAGAUGGUGCGCCGCGGCGCGCGCGUCAUCAAGGUGUGCUCCUCGGGCGGCGUGCUCAGCCUGCACGACGACCCCGAGGACCGCCAGUUCUCCGACGCCGAGCUGGCGGCCAUGGUGCAGGAGGCGGCGCGCAGCCGCCGCGCCGUGGCCGCCCACGCCAUCGGCAAGGCCGGCAUCAUGGCCGCCCUGCGCGCCGGCGUCAAGUCCAUCGAGCACGGCAUGUACCUCGACGACGAGGUCGCGGACGCCAUGCUCGCGCAGGACGCCAUCCUCGUCGGCACCCAGCACAUUGUGCGCACCUUGACGACCCCCGAGUACCUCGACGCCCUGCCGGCGCCGUCCCGCGCCAAGGUGCUCCAGGUCGGCGCCGAGGCCAACAAGUCGUACGCGCUGGCCGUCAAGAGGGGCGUCAAGAUGGCGCUCGGCACCGACAUACUGAGCAGCGAUCGCGCAUCGGCCCUGUCGCACGGGAACAACGCGCGCGAGCUGGCGUACGCCGUCGAGCUGGGCAUGACGCCGCUGCAGGCGAUUGAGAGCGCGACGGCGAUCCCGCCCGAGACGCUGGGCGGCAUGGCGCCCAAGAGCGGGCAGCUCCGGGCUGGGUAUGACGCGGAUUUUAUCGCCGUGGCCUGUGAUCCGCUGCGGGAUAUCAAGGUGCUUUCGGACCCGGAGAACGUGACUCAUGUGUGGAAAGGCGGCAAGCUGUUCAAAAAGCCGGGCGUGCAUGGCAUUUACCCUGGUUGA